UUGAUUUGGCUUGUCACUUCCAGAGCUUUGAUGGAGAGCAAGCUACUUAGUGGAACUACUCUCAUUGUAGACCGCUACUCCUAUUCGGGAGUGGCCUUUUCAGCUGCUAAGGGCCUUGACAUUGAGUGGUGCAAGGCUCCAGAAAAUGGACUUAUUGCUCCAGACCUUGUAAUAUAUCUUGAUGUACAGCCAGAGAAAGCGGCUGAAAGAGGAGGCUAUGGGGGUGAGCGAUAUGAAAAGAUAGAGUUCCAAAAGAAAGUUGCAGAGCAUUACCAUUCACUCUGUGAUUCGACAUGGAAGGUAACUCAGUUUCUGCAAGAAUCACCAAGAUGAGGUCCUUGUAUUUGCUUGGCCUCGUGCCAACGACUCAGGUCUUGAUAUGUGCCAAUCAAGGGUCUGGAAUUGCAAGUGAAACAGAUUCAAUACCUAUUUUGUUCAGUUUGCACUUUGCAGUGAUAUU
Molecule: messenger RNA, 460 nt
Organism: Zea mays
Lineage: Eukaryota; Viridiplantae; Streptophyta; Magnoliopsida; Poales; Poaceae
Product: thymidylate kinase-like
Exons: 3
Coding region: 31-333 (100 amino acids)
Biological process (GO): dTDP biosynthetic process; dTTP biosynthetic process; dUDP biosynthetic process
Cellular component (GO): nucleus; cytosol; cytoplasm
Molecular function (GO): nucleoside diphosphate kinase activity; ATP binding; dTMP kinase activity
Source: RefSeq, a predicted model, not a curated record